Molecule: messenger RNA, 670 nt
Organism: Verticillium dahliae VdLs.17
Lineage: Eukaryota; Fungi; Ascomycota; Sordariomycetes; Glomerellales; Plectosphaerellaceae
Exons: 1
Coding region: 33-404 (123 amino acids)
Source: RefSeq, a predicted model, not a curated record
UUGCAGAUCUUGACGGCCAGAUCCUCCAGGAAAUGAAGCAUUUCCAGCCUGCCAUGGUUAUCAGUCCACCCAGUUCAACAAAAGUUACUGCCUGUCCACAAAAGUCCACCCUUCGGGGAUCUCGCAGGGUCGACCAACGGAAGACACGACGAAACCCUUGCUCACCACAGACUUCUCAAAAUGAUCGCCCUCAUAAGAUGGCGCAAAGGCGCCAAGAAAAAGCAUCGGGGCAUCCGAAAGCGAGGGUUGAAUGUGGCACAAGGCUCGAACGCGACGCGUCCACGAACACCUCGAACCUGGGGCUGUUUCGUCUGUCCACUUGUGCACAACGCGUGCCUGACUGGUGCAUCUCAGAACGGAUUGGGGUUCAGGGGGGUGUGGAGUGGCUCUUUCGGCAGGGCUAGGUUGGUGAGAGAGUGCCAGGAACACCAUGUCGAUGCGGUUCCUUCGGUAAAAUGAAGAGAGUGUGAAGGCACGAGUCGUUGCGUCUGUGGGCCUCACCAAAAUUAUUGAGCAAUGAUCGCUGAUGAGCCGUGAUCGCUGAUGGAUGGAAGGACGGCAAUCGAUCACAUUAAACCAACACGGUAUUUUCUUGCGGCAGACCACAUCCCCGCAAGGGAUGAAACCACGGAUGACAUCCGGAUUGCUCAGGGCCAGCAAGUUGCAGACC